This is a messenger RNA of Opisthocomus hoazin, 3376 nucleotides long. The record is from RefSeq and is a predicted model, not a curated record. Lineage: Eukaryota; Metazoa; Chordata; Aves; Opisthocomiformes; Opisthocomidae.
CCAAACACUUACUACCCAACAAAAUGAGAGACUUUUUCUGUACCAUAAACUUGGACCAAGAAGAGGUUUUUCGUACACAGGUAGUUGAAAAAUCUUUAAGCCCUUAUUUUGGGGAAGAGUUUUACUUUGAGAUCCCAAGAACGUUCCAGUGGCUGUCCUUCUACAUUUAUGAUAAAAGUGUUUUACAAAAAGACUUGCGUAUAGGAAAGGUGUCAAUCAAAAAAGAAGAUUUAUGCAACUACACAGGAAAAGAGAACUGGUUUAUGCUUCAACCCGUUGAUUCUAAUUCAGAGGUUCAGGGAAAGGUUCACCUUGAAUUAAAACUGAAUGAACUGAUAACAGAUAAUGGAUCUGUGUGCCAACAACUAGUAGUACACAUAAAGGAGUGCCAUGGGUUGCCUCUUAUAAAUGGACAGAAUUGUGAUCCUUAUGCAACAGUCUCUCUCGUGGGGCCUUCCAGGAAUGACCAAAAGAAGACUAAAGUAAAGAAGAAAACAAGCAAUCCGCAGUUUAACGAAACAUUUUAUUUUGAGGUAACCAGGUCCAGCAGUUACACGAAAAAGUCCCAGUUUCAGGUGGAAGAAGAAGAUAUUGAGAAACUAGAAGUGAGGGUUGACCUAUGGAAUAAUGGAAAUUUAGUACAAGACGUCUUUCUAGGAGAAAUUAAAGUUCCUGUGAAGGUGUUAAGAAAUGAUUCCUUUCAAGCAUGGUACUUACUUCAACCAAGAGAAAAUGGAAACAAGUCUUCUAAAACUGAUGAUCUGGGAUCACUUAGAUUAAAUAUCUGUUAUACUGAAGACUGUGUACUUCCCUCUGAAUACUACACUUCUCUAAGAAACUUGCUGCUAAAAUCGUCGGAUAUUCAGCCGAUUUCUGCAUCUGCUGCCUACAUACUGAGUGAAGUUUGUCGAGACAAGUGUGAUGCUGUUCUGCCUCUUGUACGAUUAUUGCUACACCACCAUAAGCUAGUUCCAUUUGUUGCUGCAGUGGCAGAACUAGAUCUGAAGGAUACCCAAGAAGCAAAUACAGUGUUCAGAGGCAACUCAUUAGCAACUCGAUGUGUAGAUGAAAUGAUGAAAAUAGUGGGGAAGCACUACCUAAAGGUUACUUUGAAACCUGUUAUUGAUGAGAUAUGUGAGUCUCCGAAACCGUGUGAAAUAGAUCCCAUCAAAUUAAGAGAAGGAGAUAAUGCAGAAGUUAAUAUGGAAAAUCUACGCUAUUACGUAGACAAAGUAUUCCGUGAAAUUGUGCGGUCAAGUAUAAGUUGUCCUACCCUAAUGUGUGAUGUUUUUUCUUCUUUGAGGCAUCUGGCUGCCGAAAGAUUUCCAAAUGACCCUCAUGUACAGUAUUCUGCAGUGAGCAGCUUUGUGUUUCUUCGUUUCUUUGCUGUAGCCGUAGUCUCACCUCAUACUUUUCAUUUACGACCUCACCAUCCAGAUGCACAGACUUCUAGAACAUUAACUCUUAUAUCAAAAGCCAUCCAGACUUUGGGGAGUUGGGGAAGUUUGACCAAAAGCAAACUUUCAAGUUUCAAGGAGACGUUUAUGUGUGAGUUUUUCAAAACAUUUCAAGAAGAAAAAUUUACUGAAUCUGUUAAAAAGUUCCUAGAUGAUGUUUCCUCUACUGAAAGUAAGCAGCCCAGUGGUCUGAGUGAACCAGUACAUCUAAAAGAAGGAGAAAUGUACAAAAGAGCUCAGGGAAGGACUCGGAUUGGUAAAAAGAAUUUCAAGAAACGGUGGUUCUGUCUAACAAGUAGAGAAUUCACCUACCACAAACAGCAAGAUAAAGAACCAAUUUUCACUAUUCCAAUCAAAAACAUCCUUGCAGUGGAGAAACUUGAUGAGAGCUCCUUCAACAAGAAAAAUAUGUUUCAAGUACUGCAUGGAGAAAAGCCACUCUAUAUCCAAGCAAAUAACUGUGUAGAAGCUAGUGAGUGGAUAGAAGCUCUUUGCCGCGUAACGAGAUGCAACCAGAAGAGGCUUAGUUUUUACCAUCCUUCUGCUUUUUUGAAUGGAAACUGGCUUUGCUGCAAGGCUACAAUAGAGAGCACAGUCGGCUGUGCUCGUUGCACUGCGUAAGUUGCUUCUCAAAUGAAAAUACAUGUAAUGACCUAUAUCGACUACCGGUCUCUUUGAAUUUACUCACUUUUCACUAUCAACAUGUCUAAACUACAGAAGUUGGAAGAGGCUUGCGGAAGUAUAGCAGUCUAUCAAGGUCCACGGAAAGAACCAGAUGAUUAUUCUAACUUCACAAUUGAAGAUUCUGUAGCGACUUUUCAUACACUUAAACAGAUAAUAGAUACAGUAGAAAAGCUGAGUGAAUCACAUGAAAAAUACCGAAAGAAGAGAUCAUCUAGUGCUAAAUAUGGUAGUGAAGAAAAUCCAAUUGUUGGAAAAGUUUCCUAACCAAAAGAAACUGUGGCACACUUGGAUGAAAAAAAGAAAGUGGAAAUGUUCUUGAGUGUUUUGGGGUUUUGUGUUGUUUUUGGUUUUUUUUAAAUUCAUUAUAUACAUUUUCAAAGUAUUUCAGAAUGAACAUAAAUGCUGGUUGUGUUGACAAUCUAUUUAAUAUUUAAUAGAAAAAAAUCAACUUGGAAAUAUAGUCGUAAGGUUUAUUCUCAUUUUACUGAAGAACUUGAAGUUCCAGGUUCUUGAAGUAACAGAUGUGAAUAAAUCUAAAUGUUGUUUUGCCAUUGUUGUCUUAUUGGAAAGAACUUUCUAAACAAAUAAGCUUUUUACUGGAAGAAAAUCCACACUGCAUUUGUUGGUUGGAUUACAUCUCUCAAUAUAUACACUGCAAACUUGCAUGAGUUUACCAGGAGUGCCUGCCCUGCUGAUAAGGAUCUUGACAUAGAAAUCCCAAGAUGCUAAGACAUGGAAAAAAUCUGAAACUUCACACUCAAUUCAUUUGACUUUUUUUUCUUGUCUUAGGUGUUGUUAGGACUUGAUUUAUCUACAGCUGAAGUCUUACAAAAUCAUGCAGUAUGCUGCAAACAAUCUGAACAGCAGAUACCAGUGUUAGUUAUGUUUUUAAGUACUAAAGAGGAAGAAAUCAGGGAACUUAUGUUGUACCUCUUGUUUACAUUUGGGGUGAGUAAUAUAUGGAGUAACAUUAGACCACUAUCUGUUUUCUUUAGGAAUCUUUAAGGUACAUGUAUUUUCUUAAUGUAAAAAGAAAUGCAGGGUAGCAACAUUCUUUUUAAAUAAAUUUGCCUACAGAUAGAAAAAUUUAAAUGUGAACAUUGUAGUUAAGUACUGAUCAAUUUUCAUCAUCCCAUGUAUGAUUUUAUUUCCUUUUUUUAAUAAAAAAUAAUAACUCGGUCCAGCUCACCUUUUGACUACAAAUCUAAUAAAUAAUGUCUAUUAUAAUCACUCAA